UCUUUUCCCCUCCCAGGUUGCAAAGAGCUUCCUGCUGCUGGGAGCGGGUCAUGGAUGCUGUUGCUGCUGGCGCAAUUGUUCCACCAUGGGGCUGACUCCUAAGGAUGCCCAAAGCCGCAGUGAAACUCAUAGUAACCGGAGAUGACUUUGGCUACUGCCCAAGAAGAAACCAAGGCAUCGUGGAGUGUUUUCUGUCCGGCGGUGUGUCCAACGUGUCCCUCCUGGUGAACGGCAGCGCUGCGUCCGAUGCUGCACAGCUGGCGAGGAGGUAUCACAUUCCAAUAGGGCUCCAUGCCAACCUUUCUGAGGGCUCUCCUGUUUGCCCGGCGUUGAAAGCCAAGUCCACAUUGCUCAACGAAGAAGGAUUUUUCCACGGAAAGAUGGGGAUCCGGAGAGCGUUAGCCGAUGGUCUCCUGAACAUGUCUGAGGUGAAACACGAACUAACUGCACAGGUUGACUUGUUCCGUGAGCUCACAGGUCACCUGCCUCAACACAUGGACGGACACCAGCAUGUUCACGUCCUCCCAGAGAUCAGAAACGUAUUUGCACAGGUGCUGGAGGAUUAUGGGAUCACCUAUACCCGAGUCCCCAUCGAGCCAGACCUUCCCCGCUGCGAUUGGAUAGACCCGCACUUAAUGGCCUUUUACCUGGGCGUGGAAAAGGACUCCCUAAACACAGUGGAUGUGUUUAGGAAACACAGAAUAAGGUGGCCAGAUAUAUAUAUAGGCUUGAGCACCAUGGGCAAAAAUAUGUCCAUCGCCAACAUCCUGGGGGCCAUUGAUAACGCUACAGCGGCUUACGUGCCGGAAGAAGACUCCUCCAUUCCUCCUGGCUCGCCGUCACACGCAGAUCAAGAAACCAGAACUGUAACCAUUGAGCUGAUGACGCAUCCAGGGUACCCCAGCGUCCCGCCAGUUGGGGGCUGCGGCGAGGGACCCGACGAUUUCUCGCAGUCCUGGGAACGCUUGCACGAACUUGAGACGCUCAAGAAAGCAGAGUUGCAGAGCCACUUCAGAACAAGGAACAUCCAGCUCUGUGCAUUUAAAGACCUUGGGAUGUGACGAUGCAAUUGUUGCUGGCUGGG
This is a messenger RNA of Lacerta agilis (Sand lizard), 1084 nucleotides long. RefSeq names its product YdjC chitooligosaccharide deacetylase homolog (gene YDJC). Lineage: Eukaryota; Metazoa; Chordata; Lepidosauria; Squamata; Lacertidae. The record is from RefSeq and is a predicted model, not a curated record. Gene Ontology annotation, molecular function: deacetylase activity. The transcript is spliced from 6 exons. Bases 105 to 1061 code for a protein of 318 amino acids. Gene Ontology annotation, biological process: carbohydrate metabolic process.